This is a messenger RNA of Mercenaria mercenaria, 2683 nucleotides long. RefSeq names its product actin-related protein 2. Gene Ontology annotation, molecular function: actin filament binding. Gene Ontology annotation, biological process: Arp2/3 complex-mediated actin nucleation. Gene Ontology annotation, cellular component: Arp2/3 protein complex; actin cortical patch. The coding region runs from base 110 to 1294 and encodes 394 amino acids. The record is from RefSeq and is a predicted model, not a curated record. NCBI's taxonomy places the organism in Eukaryota, Metazoa, Mollusca, Bivalvia, Venerida, Veneridae. The transcript has 8 exons.
UGAAAACGAUCGUACUAUAUCAUGGUGCUUUUGGGAGUUACUUCCGGGAGGAAGGAAAAACAAAAAGUUUAGUAAAGAUUAAACCUUGGUAAAUCCAUCGCCAUCCGCCAUGGACAGCCAAGGCAACCGAGUCAUUGUUUGUGAUAAUGGAACAGGGUUUGUAAAAGUUGGAAAUGCAGGCUCAAACUUCCCGUCAUUUAUAUUCCCAUCCCUUGUUGGUCGUCCUAUCAUUCGAUCUGCUGUCAAAGUCAACAAUGUUGAAAUUAAGGAUAUCAUGAUUGGAGAUGAGGCAAGUCAGCUGAGAUCUAUGUUAGAUGUGAAAUACCCAAUGGAAAAUGGUAUCGUACGUGACUGGGAUGAUAUGCAACUGUUGUAUGAUUAUACAUUUGGACAAGAGAAACUUGGCAUUGAUACCAGAAAUACCAAAGUGCUUCUCACAGAACCACCCAUGAACCCAAUGAAAAAUAGAGAAAAAAUGAUAGAGGUUAUGUUUGAAAAGUACCAGUUCCAGGGAGUUUAUAUAGCUAUACAAGCUGUGCUUACUCUAUAUGCUCAAGGUUUAAUCACUGGAGUUGUUGUAGAUUCAGGAGACGGUGUAACACAUAUAUGUCCUGUAUACGAGGGCUUUGCUCUCCCUCAUCUCACACGACGUCUCGAUAUUGCAGGCAGGGAUAUCACUAAAUAUCUUAUCAAAUUGCUCUUGUUGAGGGGCUAUGCAUUCAACCAUUCAGCCGACUUUGAGACAGUACGAAUGAUGAAAGAGAAAUUGUGCUAUGUAGGAUAUGACAUUGAACAGGAACAAAAACUUGCCUUAGAAACAACAGUGCUAGUAGAAUCUUAUACUUUACCAGAUGGCAGAGUGAUCAAGGUGGGUGGGGAGCGGUUUGAGGCUCCAGAGGCCUUAUUUCAACCCCAUCUCAUCAAUGUAGAAGGUGACGGGGUAGCUGAAAUGUUAUUCAAAGCCAUUCAGGCUGCUGAUAUGGACACUCGACCAGAAUUUUACAAGCAUAUAGUGCUAUCAGGAGGUUCCACUAUGUAUCCCGGUCUGCCAAGUCGACUUGAGAGGGAAUUAAAACAGUUGUAUCUAGAGAGAAUCCUUAAAGGCAAUACAGAAGCAUUGAGUAAAUUUAAAAUUCGUAUAGAAGAUCCACCUAGGAGAAAGCAUAUGGUGUUCCUAGGAGGAGCUGUCCUUGCUGAUAUCAUGAAAGACAAGGCUGAUUUCUGGAUGACACGAGAAGAAUACCAAGAAAAAGGCACCAAGGUUCUUGAAAAACUUUUGGGACCACUUAAGUGAACAGACAGAUCAUGUGAUAGUUGUUACUUUAAUAUUGAGAACUUUAGUAUUGAAUGUUAACUGGACUGCCCUAAUGAACAAAUUUAUAGUCUUAUAAAAUUCUGAAGUAGAUUGUUGGUAAAUCAUUGGGAUUUAGACAUACUGAUAUUCUCAUUGUUGACAUUUGAUGGUAAUGGAUAUUUCCUGUUGGAAUUUGAGACAAAUCUAUUGCAGAAAAAUAAAAAGACAGAUAAUAAAGAAAACAUUGAUUUUGAGACAAAUCUAUGGCAGAAAAAUAAAAAGACAGAUAAUAAAGAUAACCUUCUGUCUGCCCAUACUGUCUCUCAUUCCUGUUGGUAGUCUGUCUUGAAAAAAAAAGGAUCGACGAUUUAUGCUUAAGAGAAUUUAAGUACUGAAGACUCGCCCUUAAAAUUUUCCCUUUCAGUAUUCAAUUAUUUUUAUAUCCACAGAUAACUUACUGGUUUAUAUUGCAUCUGAUGUUCUCUCAAUUAAAGAUAUUUUCAUCUAAGAGUGAAAUAAAUGAAUAUCCUCUGUAAAUGUAAAACAUAUGGUUAGUAUGUAUAUGUAACACGUAUAUUAAGAAAAACCAGAUUUUGCAAAAAAUAUAUGACCAAUAGUGAAGACUGCCUAAGUUGUAACUGUAACUGUGUGAUCAUUUGUAGGUAUCACUUGUUUUAAGGAUAUUUUUGUAAAAACCAAGUCGGUUUUACAUGAAGGGUAAUAAAACUUCAGAUCGUUCAAAUUUAAUGUACUGUUCUGAGACUGAAUUGUAAGCCUUACUAUGCAUUAUUGUGCCAUUGCAUUUGUUUAAAAGUGUCUCUGAGAUUUUUUUAAUGAAUUGAAUGAUGACAUGCUGGGCAUGAAUAUUUUGUGAAAGUGCUAUGAUGGGCAAACAAUCGUGAAACUAUUCGUAUGUUCGGUACAAAGAAAUGUAUUUGGCUUAAUUUAAUUAUUUACUGCAUUUUCAUUAUCUCUGUCACAACUUCCUUGCUUUUCCAAAUAACAAAUUGGCAAUAAAAUGUGUAACUGAUUCAAAUGCUUUUGAUGGAGUCAAGGGGAUCUUAGAGCGACUGUUUAAAAAUGCAACUGUCAGUUAAUUCUUUUAACUUUUCAUCCUUUUACAUGUAGUAACUCGUACUGUUUCUCUUUUCUAACUGAUGUCUGGAUGAAAGUGAAUGUAUAGAUGUUGACUCUUUGCAGCCUUUAUCAAGGACUUGAAUAGAUUUACUAUUUAGGUUCCCCGUUUAAAGUCCUGGUUUAUUUAUAUUUCGCUGCCUCUUCAUUCCAGUAAUAUAUACAUGAACGAAAUUAUAUAAACAUAAUUAUAAUGUUAUUGCUCUUGUUUGUAUAUAUAAUAAAGCAAUGUAUAAAAUAAAUAUGAUAAAACAA